UUUGCCAAUUUGCCAGUAUUUUCAGCUUUUGCUUGUAUUCUCCAUCUCUCCAUAUAGAUUUGUUCAUACCCUCUUCCUUUCUCUGGUAUGGGUAACUUUCUCGGUCUGCAGAAUCUUCAUUUCUGCAUCUUUUUGCCUGUAAUUGGUUGGGGGAUCUUCAUUGUAGCAACAAAAAUUUGAUCUUUUUCUGUUUAUUGGCAUGUUCGUGUCCAGAGAUUAAGGGGGUAGAAGAAGAAGGAUCCAUUGGAAUCUUGAGCUUUUUCUCGAGACCUUGGAUUGAGCAAAAUGUCACAGACCAACUGGGAAGCCGAUAAAAUGCUAGAUGUUUAUAUCCACGAUUACUUGAUAAAAAGGGAUCUAAAGGCCACUGCACAGGCGUUUCAAACUGAAGGGAAAGUGUCAUCUGAUCCAGUGGCCAUUGAUGCUCCUGGUGGCUUUCUCUUCGAAUGGUGGUCGGUGUUUUGGGAUAUAUUUAUCGCUAGGACAAAUGAGAAGCAUUCAGAGGUUGCUGCUUCUUACAUUGAGACUCAGAUAAUGAAAGCUAGGGAGCAACAACAGCAACAACAGCCUCAACAACUGCAAAAUCCACAGCAGCAACACCAACAGCAACAGCAGCAGCAACUGCAGAUGCAGCAGCUGUUGUUGCAGAGGCAUGCUCAGCAACAACAGCAGCAUCAGCAGCAGCAGCAGCAGCAACAACAGCAGCAGCAGUCGCAACAGCAACAGCAGCAGCAGCAGCAACAGCAACAUCAACAGCAGCAGGCAGCACAACAACAGCAACGGAGAGAUGGGGCCCAUCUUCUCAAUGGUACUGCCAAUGGGCUUGUUGGCAACGACCCUCUUUUGAGACAGAACCCUGUAACAGCUAAUGCUUUGGCUACGAAGAUGUACGAGGAAAGGUUAAAACUGCCACUUCAGAGAGAUCCUCUAGAUGAUGUGUCCAUGAAGCAAAGAUUCAGUGAGAAUGUGGGCCAGCUUUUGGAUCCGAACCAUGCUUCAAUACUGAAGUCAGCUGCUGCAGCUGGCCAGCCUUCAGGGCAAGUGCUGCAUGGUACAGCAGGUGCUAUGUCACCACAAGUUCAAUCUCGUAGCCAGCAACUUACUGUUUCUACACCAGAUAUUAAGACAGAGAUGAAUCCAGUCCUGAACCCCAGAGCAGCAGGGCCUGAAGGAUCAUUAAUUGGAAUUCCCGGAUCAAACCAAGGUGGCAACAAUCUGACUUUGAAAGGGUGGCCUCUCACAGGUUUGGAUCAGCUUCGACCUGGGCUUCUGCAGCAGCAAAAAUCGUUUAUGCAGGGUCCACAUCCCUUUAAUCAACUUCAGAUGCUGACACCUCAGCACCAGCAACAGCUUUUACUUGCGCAACAAAAUUUGACAUCCCCAUCUGCCAGUGAUGGAGAAAGCAGAAGGUUGAGAAUGCUCCUGAGCAAUCGAAGCAUGAGUCUUGGAAAGGAGGGGGGGCUUAAUUCUGUGGGUGACAUAGUUCCAAAUGUUGGGUCACCUCUACAAGCUGGUUGCUCAGUUCUGCCUCGUGGAGAUACAGAUAUGUUAAUGAAGUUGAAAAUAGCCCAGAUGCAGCAUCAGCAACAACAAAAUAGCAAUCAACAACAACAGCAGCAGCAGCAGCUUCAGCAGCAUGCUCUUUCUGGCCAACAAUCUCAGAGCUCAAACCACAAUCUCCUUCAGCAGGAUAAAAUUGUGCCUUCUGGCAGUGUUACCGCAGAUGGUAGCAUGUCGAACUCCUUUCGAGGAAAUGAUCAGGCUUCAAAAAACCAGACUGGAAGGAAAAGAAAACAGCCCGUGUCAUCUUCAGGUCCUGCAAAUAGCUCAGGAACAGCAAACACAGCAGGACCCUCCCCAAGUUCAGCUCCAUCAACGCCAUCUACUCAUACACCUGGAGAUGUGAUCUCAAUGCCUGCUUUGCCGCAUAGUGGUAGUUCAUCAAAGCCCUUGAUGAUGUUUGGCACUGAUGGUGCUGGCAAUCUUACAUCCCCAUCGAAUCAAUUGUGGGAUGAGAAAGAUAUGGUGGCGGCUGAUAUGGAUCGUUUUGUGGAGGAUGGAUCUCUUGAUGAUAAUGUUGAGUCUUUUUUAUCUCAUGAUGAUACGGACCCCAGGGAUGCAGUUGGUCGUUGUAUGGAUGUUAACAAAGGUUUCACAUUUAACGAAGUCAAUUCAGUUCGAGCUAGUACAAACAAAGUGGUCUGUUGCCACUUCUCGCCAGAUGGAAAACUGCUUGCAAGUGGUGGUCAUGAUAAAAGGGCUGUAUUGUGGUUUACGGAUACCUUAAAGCCAAAAAGUACACUUGAAGAGCAUUCUUCAAUAAUUACAGAUGUCCGUUUCAGCCCCAGCAUUGCUCGCCUUGCAACAUCUUCUUUUGACAAAACUGUGAGGGUCUGGGAUGCUGACAAUCCUGGAUAUUCACUGCGCACUUUUACUGGGCAUUCAGCAACUGUUAAGUCUCUGGACUUCCAUCCAAAUAAAGAUGACCUCAUAUGUUCUUGCGAUCGGGAUGGUGAGAUACGAUACUGGAGUAUAAACAAUGGCAGUUGUCCAAGAACUUUUAAGGGUGGCAUGAUUCAGUUGAGAUUUCAACCCCGUUUAGGAAGAUAUCUUGCUGCAGCAACUGAGAGUGUUGUAUCUAUUCUUGAUGUGGAGACACAAGCAUGUCGGCAUUCAUUGAAGGGGCAUACGAAACCUAUUGAAUCUGUUUGUUGGGAUCCAUCUGGAGAAUAUUUGGCAUCUGUCAGUGAGGACUCUGUUAGAGUUUGGUCACUAGGAUCAGGGAGUGAAGCAGAUUGUGUUCAUGAGUUAAGUAAUGGCAACAAGUACUAUUCCUGUGUUUUUCAUCCCACAUAUCCUUCAUUGCUGAUCAUUGGCUGUUACCAGUCUCUUGAGCUAUGGAACAUGGCUGAGAACAAGACAAUGACCCUUACCUCGGCGCAUGAGGGCGCGAUUGCUGGCUUGGCUGGAUCAACUGUUACCGGCUUGGUUGCCUCAAGUAGCCACGACAAGUUUGUCAAGCUCUGGAAGUGAUGUUCUUAGCCCCUCCCUCCUUGUUACAAACCUGUUUUCCCGUGUUUUGUCAGUAUCUCAUCAGGAUACUUGGUAGUCUUGUCGAUCUCAGUAUUUUUCUAUUCAUUUUUUGUGUUCUAUUUACCUCUUUUAUCUCGAGAUGAACUCUCUAUAACCCAGAACUAAGAUACUACUAACCUCUAUAGCUACUGCUGCUGCUGCUGCUGCUGAUGUUGAUGUCUUUUCGCCUGUUAAUGUGAAGCAAACCUGAUCUGGGUGGAUUGCCUGUAAUAUUAUGGACUCUGGAGUAACAUUUUUACCUAUUUCCUCA
Molecule: messenger RNA, 3343 nt
Organism: Diospyros lotus (date-plum)
Lineage: Eukaryota; Viridiplantae; Streptophyta; Magnoliopsida; Ericales; Ebenaceae
Product: transcriptional corepressor LEUNIG-like
Exons: 18
Coding region: 286-3033 (915 amino acids)
Cellular component (GO): nucleus
Molecular function (GO): protein binding
Source: RefSeq, a predicted model, not a curated record